Messenger RNA from Mercenaria mercenaria, 1052 nucleotides. RefSeq lists its product as uncharacterized. The record is from RefSeq and is a predicted model, not a curated record. Lineage: Eukaryota; Metazoa; Mollusca; Bivalvia; Venerida; Veneridae. The transcript is spliced from 2 exons. The coding region runs from base 255 to 800 and encodes 181 amino acids.
AGUGAAAUAGAUACACUGAGGCACGUGUAACUAUCUCCAAUAAGAAACUGACAAUCUUCUCUGAACUGAAUGAAGACCUCCAAAAAUAUCUUGCUGCUAAAACCAAGGAACUUGCAGAGCAAAAAGGCAUUAUAGAAGCACUCAAGCAAGAUGUAGAACUUCAAAAAUCAGAAGUUGAGAGCAACAGAAGAGAAGUUGAAAUCCUUGAGCUGAAAGUUCAGAAGCUGGGUGAAAGACCAGAAGAGACAGAUAAAAUGUUUGUCCAACCUAAAACAAAUACUGAGGAGCUAAACAAUAUCAAAGCCAUACUGGAUGGAAAAGGUGAAUAUACAGUAAAGAAACAACAUCCAAACACUCUGGAUUCAAAUACAGAAAAUGGGGAACAAGAAGAAAGUGUUGAAACUGAACUGAAAUCAUCCCCAGCCAAUCACAAGCUUGCUAAGAAUGGAAUCAUAGACUCGGGAUCAGAUAUGGUUGGAAAGCUUUUGAACACUUUUACUGGAAACACACUACAUACAUCAGUCCAUGGAAAGCUGAAAACCAGACAUACUGGGGCUCAGAUCUCUAAAAGGUUUUUGACCAAUGGUGUUCAAGAGGGACCUGUAGCAUUCCAUGCAGUUAUAGCUAGGAAUCAUAUUGAACAUCUAGGUCUUGAUCAGAAUGUUGUCUUUGAAUCUGUUAACCUCAACCUAGGGGGGAGGUUACAGCAAUCAACAUGGACUUUUCAUUGCUCCAAAAUCUGGACUUUACAUUUUCUCUACAUCAAUUAUGAGCUAUAUAAAUGCAAAAGCAGAGUUUAGUGCAGCAAUAAUGAAAAAUGGAAACACUCUUGCUGGUGCCUUUGGUCACGGAGAUUCUGGGAGACCUGAUCAAGGCUCUGUUACCGUGGUAACUCAGUUAAAUGUCGGGGAUGAGAUCAGUGUGAAGAACAAGAAUAUUGCUGAUGAUGACCUAUGGGGAGGCAGAUUCUGUAGUUUUAUGGGAAUAUUAGUUAUUGAAAUGUAACAACCACACUAACUUCUGUUUUCAAAACUGUAAGCCAUUUUUCAAUA